This is a messenger RNA of Cimex lectularius (bed bug), 1432 nucleotides long. RefSeq names its product adenylate kinase-like. The transcript is spliced from 6 exons. The record is from RefSeq and is a predicted model, not a curated record. Bases 252 to 989 code for a protein of 245 amino acids. Gene Ontology annotation, cellular component: cytoplasm; mitochondrion. Lineage: Eukaryota; Metazoa; Arthropoda; Insecta; Hemiptera; Cimicidae. Gene Ontology annotation, biological process: ADP biosynthetic process. Gene Ontology annotation, molecular function: ATP binding; AMP kinase activity.
AUUUUGUUUUUACGGUUGAAAUUUUACUUAUAAAAAUCUGUUCAAUAGGCUGUUUGAAUUUUUAUUUUCAUAAAUUCCAGUCUGGAUUGUUUAAAAAAAAACUUUUUUCGUUCUACUGCCAGCUAGAGAUCAUGAUUUUUAUGUCGACGUGUUUGGCCUUCAUGAUAAGAUCCGGCAGGGCCACGUGACCUCCAACCUUCCAAGGUCCGUCGUCGGGUUGAACUCUUCACUGUCUCUCAUUUACUCUAGAGAUGGCACCGCUUGCUCAAGAGGCGAAACUGUCUCCGAAGCCGGCCCAGGCACGGCCGGAUGGGAUCCGAGCUGUACUUCUCGGACCCCCGGGUUGCGGUAAAGGCACCCAGGCGCCUCUACUGAAGAGAGCAUUCUGCGUGUGCCAUCUUUCCACAGGCGACAUGCUCAGAGCUGAAAUAGCUGCAGGUUCUAAGCUUGGCAAGGAACUCAAGAAAGUCAUGGAUGCAGGUCAGCUUGUCAGUGAUGACCUGGUUGUAGAAAUGAUUGACAGCAAUCUUGACACCCCUCAGUGCAAAAAUGGUUUUCUCCUCGAUGGCUUUCCGAGGACAAUUGUCCAAGCACAGAAGCUAGAUAAUCUACUAGAGAAAAGAAACACUUCUUUGGAUAGUGUAAUUGAGUUUACUAUUAAUGAUUCGCUAUUAAUUGAGAGAAUAACUGGCAGGCUGGUUCAUCCUUCAUCGGGAAGAUCUUACCAUGAGAAAUUCAACCCGCCAAGAGUACCCAUGACGGAUGAUAUAACCAAUGAACCGUUGAUAAAAAGAUCAGAUGACAAUGUUGAAGCUCUUAAAAAGCGGUUGGCAACUUACUCAAGUCAAACAAAGCCUCUUGUAGAUUAUUACUGCAAGCAAGGAAUUCACUAUAAGAUUGAUGCUUCCAAGUCUCCACAACAAGUUUAUGACAUGAUAUAUAGAAUAUUUAAUAAAUGUGUUGGACAAAGGAAAUCAGAUAUAAUCUAGGUCUACUUAAUGUUUGUAAAAACAAAAAAAGAGAAAAUCAAUCUCUCUAGAUGUAGAUAAAGUAAAAUUUGAGUAAUAUAAAAGACAAAAUUCUUAUGUGUUUUAAGACUAUUUCAACACAAUACGAAAUUAACAUGUAGUGGUGGUGUUUCUAAUUAGCAAUUUAUGUCUAUAGUGAAAACAUGACAGAGGCUUUAAAAAAUCUCUAUGUAAAACUAUCCCUAAAUGAAAAUGAAUUAUAUAUUUUUAUACCUUUUAAUUUUACAUUUGCUAUCUCGUACGUCUCAAACUUUCGAUGAGGACUUUUAACAAAUCUAUUUUUGUAACAUUCCUUUUUCCUGUUUAAAAAAAGCAUAUCAUUCCAAUAAAUAUAUGUGUUGCAGUUUCUUUCCUAAUAAUGUUUAAAAUUCAUAUCAGCUCAAUAAAAGCCUUCAUGAAUAAUA